Messenger RNA from Carassius auratus (goldfish), 2545 nucleotides. RefSeq names its product cystathionine beta-synthase-like. The record is from RefSeq and is a predicted model, not a curated record. Gene Ontology annotation, cellular component: cytoplasm. The transcript is spliced from 15 exons. Gene Ontology annotation, molecular function: cystathionine beta-synthase activity. The coding region runs from base 149 to 1816 and encodes 555 amino acids. NCBI's taxonomy places the organism in Eukaryota, Metazoa, Chordata, Actinopteri, Cypriniformes, Cyprinidae.
CCAAUCAGAUUGCGUGCCAACACACGACCAUUUCCUAAAUAAGCGAUGAACCCCGUUCAUGUUAAUGACGUGACAACAGGUACUUCUGUAUGCACAGCUGUUAACGUGGACGAUCGGCGCUUAUCGACAAGAGAUCUAUAGAGGAAACAUGCCUUCAGUUCCGGCGAACAAAGAGAACGACAGUCCUGCCUGCCCUUUUGCUGGCAAGAAGACCACUGGUAGGAAUGGCGUUGAGAAGUUGGUUUCAGAUGAUGUAGACAGACCUCUGCAGCUAAAUAGAGAAACUGAAGCCACUGAUCCAAAAUGGAUUCGUCCGGACCUGCCAAGUAGAUGUACCUGGAAACCAGGAAUGUCUCUUGAAAAUUCCCCUCACAAAUACUUCCCCAGGACAAAAGCUGAGAAGAUUCUACCCAACAUCCUGGACAUGAUUGGAGACACACCACUGGUUCACAUAAACAAGAUCUCCAAGACCUUUGGACUAAAAUGUGAACUUUUGGCUAAGUGUGAGUUCUUUAAUGCUGGUGGUAGUGUGAAGGACCGUAUCAGUCUGCGUAUGGUGGAGGACGCAGAAAGGGAAGGCAUCCUCAAACCUGGAGACACCAUUAUAGAGCCCACCUCUGGAAAUACAGGUAUUGGUCUUGCACUGGCUGCAGCAGUGAAGGGUUAUCGCUGCAUAAUUGUUAUGCCUGAGAAAAUGAGCUUGGAAAAGGUUGAUGUCUUGAGAGCUUUGGGAGCUGAGAUUGUCCGUACUCCCACCAGUGCACGGUUUGACUCCCCAGAGUCCCAUGUGGGUGUAGCUUGGCGCUUGAAGAAUGAGAUUCCUAACUCACACAUCCUGGACCAAUAUCGCAAUCCCAGCAACCCCCUGGCUCAUUAUGACACCACUGCUGAGGAGAUUCUGGAGCAAUGUGAUGGUAAAUUGGAUAUGCUGGUGGCAGGAGCCGGCACAGGAGGCACUAUUACCGGCGUUGCCCGCAAACUGAAGGAGAAAUGCCCAAAUAUUAAGAUUGUUGCGGUGGACCCAGAGGGCUCGAUCCUCGCUGAGCCUGAUGAGCUGAACCGGACGGACAAAACCCAGUAUGAGGUGGAGGGCAUCGGAUAUGACUUUAUACCCACCGUCUUGGAUAGAUCUUUGGUUGACAAAUGGUACAAAUCCAAAGAUGAUGAAUCAUUUGCUAUGGCCCGAAUGCUUAUAAGAGAUGAAGGGCUGUUAUGUGGGGGGAGCUCAGGCACUGCCAUGGCAGCUGCAGUAAAGUUAGCCAAAGAGCUAAAGGAGGGACAGCGCUGUGUCGUGAUUCUGCCAGAUUCCAUUCGCAACUACAUGUCGAAGUUCUUGAGUGACAAGUGGAUGUUCCAGAAGGGCUUUCUGAGAGUCGAAGACAUUAUGGUGAAUAAACCCUGGUGGUGGAAUCUGAAAUUACAAAGUCUAAACCUUUGUGCUCCACUAACUGUGCUGCCCACAGUCACAUGCCAAAAAACCAUCAAAAUCUUGAAAGAAAAGGGCUUUGACCAGGCACCUGUCGUAGAUGAAUCUGGACUGAUUCUGGGAAUGGUGACCCUGGGAAACAUGCUUGCUUCUGUGCUUGCAGGAAAAGUCAAGCCCUCUGACCCUGUCAGCAAAGUGCUCUACAAACAGUUCAAGCAGAUUCGUCUAACUGACAAUCUGGGAAAGCUGUCUCGGAUCUUAGAAACGGAUCAUUUUGCCCUUGUGGUCCAUGAGCAGAUUCAGUAUCUAACUGAUGGAUCUUCCACUCAAAAGCAAAUGGUGUUUGGAGUAGUGACAGCCAUCGAUCUCCUCAACUUUGUGACGGCUUGAGAGAAAAGAGAAAGAUCGAUGUCAGAAUCAACAGAUGAAUACUGAAGGCAUUAGAGCACGCCCUGCCUCAAUCUGAAUAUGAUGCACUACAAGGAAUCAUAACAUUAGAGCUAUAGAUGUCAUGUGGUUAAUUCAGCUAAAUUUGGGCAGUAGGGUUGGGUGGCACUGCUUCUUAAAAUUAUAUUUCUGAUUUCAUAGCCAAUAACUAAUUAUUGCAAUUGCAAUUAUUAACUAAUGUUAACAAAUUUACAAUGAAGUUUAAAGGCAUCAGAACAGGGUCUAAAAUUACAGUUUUAAUAAUAAUUAACUUUACUGGAUAGAAAUCAUUAUUGGCCAUUGAUAUGUAUUUUGCUUUGUAUUAUUCCAAAACUGUUAGUUUUAGUCCAUGUGACAAUUACUGUGGUUUGUUUUCUUGCAUAUUUUGGACAAACAGUGCUGACAAAAAGUCAGUGUCUCACUGUAUUCAGUGCUAUAGCUGCGUCUGUCACAAAACAAGUGAUUUUACUCUGUAUUUUCGUUUUGGUUGCUUAAUGUGAGUAAUAUUUGACAUAUGUCACCACAUGUAGUUGUAGGCACCUCUGAUGGAUGUAGAUGAUGGUGUAGUUGAUCAAAUUGAGUUUACUUAGUUAAUGUUGUUUAUAAAUUUGCUUCCAUUACUCUAGCCUUCUUAUUGCAUUAUAUAAAAAAGUUGUUACAUUACAAAGAAUAAAGUAAAUGCCAUUUUAAAAA